AUGUUUGGCGUGAGGGGGGUAGGCUUCCCUGAGGUUCCUGUUCUUGUGCACGGGCGGCCAACAGCUGGCCCUUCUUCUAGGUCUACCUCUCUCCAAUCGUCACGUUUGUUCACAGCCACACGUGUUGAACUUGGCAGAGAUAGCAGACAUUUCAAAAGUUUACCAACUUCUCUUCUUGUAAUCUGUUCAUUUUUCUUUCUUCUUCAAGAAAAAUUCAACCUUUUUUUCUUCUUUUUUCCAUCUCCUCUAUCGCCGUUCUUCUUCUUCUUCUUCUUCUUCUUCUUCUUCUUUUUCUUCUUCUUCUUCUUCUUCUUCUUCUUCUUCUUCUCCUUCUUUCGACUACUACGUUUCAUCCUCAUCUCUUUGCUUUUCUUUUUUUUUCAACCUCCUUUCUUCUUCUUUUUCUUCUUCCUCCUCCUCCUUCUCAUCUUCUCUUUGCACUUCUUUUUUCAACCUCUCCUUUUACUUUCUCCUCGUACUUUCUUCUGUUUUUCCGCCAUUUUUCUUCAUGUGCCAAUUUAUUCCUCUUCUUCUUCUUUUUUUUCUUCUUCUUCUUCUUCUUCUUUCGACUACUACGUCUCAUCCUCAUCUAGCUUGGACUUUUUCUUUUCUUUUUCUUUCUGCUUCUUUCUUCUUCUUCUUUUUUUCCCCAUUUAUUGUUUUUCAUCCUCUCCUUUUCCCUUUUCUUCUAUACUUCUUUCAGAAUUUCUUCAUUUCCUUCUUUUGAGAAACCCCUCUUUCAUCGUCCUUCGCCUUUUCCUUUAUCCCCCCCCCACCUUAUCUCAUUCGUAUAUCCUCUCCUUUUUCUCCUUUUCUACCUUUUCUUGUCCCCCAUUUCAUUUUGUGCACUCCUCCUUCCUAAUCGGAUUUUUCUUCUUUAUCUUACACAAUAUCGUUAUUCCUUUUUAUUUUUCUUUCUUUUUUGUGUUCAUUUAUUUAAUCCUUUAUUUUUGCCUUUGA
Messenger RNA from Acanthosepion pharaonis, 960 nucleotides. NCBI's taxonomy places the organism in Eukaryota, Metazoa, Mollusca, Cephalopoda, Sepiida, Sepiidae. The record is from the annotation of a GenBank genome assembly.